Molecule: messenger RNA, 3014 nt
Organism: Ziziphus jujuba (common jujube)
Lineage: Eukaryota; Viridiplantae; Streptophyta; Magnoliopsida; Rosales; Rhamnaceae
Product: diacylglycerol kinase 2
Exons: 8
Coding region: 402-2540 (712 amino acids)
Molecular function (GO): ATP-dependent diacylglycerol kinase activity
Source: RefSeq, a predicted model, not a curated record
UCGGCCAACGGUGGUUCCAACAGAGGCAAAGCCGCGUUCAAUGCGCAAAGAACAAAAAAAAAGAUCCCGCCCUUUUUUUUUAUUUUUUCUUAAUUCCUCGUAUUUCUCUUUUGCUUUCCCAUUUUCUCUGAAUUUUCCUUCUGUUUUUUGUUUUUUUUUGUUUAUAUGAGAAAGAAUUCGCAAUUCUCUUCCUUCUCAGGGUUUUCUCUCUUCGUUUCCAACCCUGAAUUCUCUCCAAAUCUUCUCUCUCUCUCUCUCUCUCUCUCUCUCUCUCAAUUCUCAAUUCGCAUCCUUUUCCGGAUCCGAUACACUUUUCUUUCAGGCUUUCUAUGCAUAAUCUAUAUCAUCAAGUUUGUCAGUUUGUAAACAACUGGUGUAGUUGGUGACAAUUGAUACAAAAAAUGAUUGACUUAAGCAAUUCAGUUAUAAAGUUGUUGAUGAGCUCAGAUGGUUAUGGUCCAUUUAUUUUUGGAUGGCUGGUCACUGGGUCUUUUGGGCUUGUAGCUAUUGUGUAUGCAUUUCUUAAAUGGCAGAGAAGGGCAUCUCUCAAUUGGGUUAAAGCAGCUGCAAGGGCAAAGAAAAAAGUUUGGAAGAAGUUAAAAGUUCCUCUUUCGCAUCAUGUGUGGAUGGAAGAUUUUACUUAUGGUGAGCAGCCUUCCACGUGCUGUGUUUGCUUGACUUCACUGGUUUCCCUACAAAGCCUAGGGGCAAAAGAUUUAUCAUGUACUCCUGUCCAUCGUUGCUCUGUUUGUGGUGCAGCAGCUCAUUUCUAUUGUUCUCAGUUCGCUGUAAAGGAUUGCAAAUGUGUGGCUCAGGCCGGUUUUAGCCGCAUUCGACACCAUUGGUCAGAAAGAUGGGAUAAUAUGGAUGAUAAUCCUGAGAUGUCUGCUUUCUGCUUUUAUUGUGAUGAACCUUGUGGUGUUCCGUUUCUUGAUGCUUCUCCUACUUGGCAUUGCUUAUGGUGUCAGCGCCUCAUACAUGUCAAAUGUCAAACAAAAAUGUCGAAAGAUACUGGUGAUGUUUGUGAUUUGGGUCCUCUUAGGAGGGUUAUUGUUUCUCCUCUUUGUGUAAAGGAAGUUGAUGGCUGCAAUGGAGGUGGAGUUGUAAGUUCUAUCUCAGAGGAAGUUAUAGCCUCUUCUGGUCAGUUUAGAAGAAGGCGCCAUCGAAAAUAUGGAGAUGGUUUCUCAAUUAAUGCUAAGUUGCAGAAUGCCUCAGCUACCAGUGCACCAGAGGAAUUUGCGCUCAAUGGUGUUUCUGGUUUGAAGAGAUCCCGUAGUGAGAGGAAUUUUGACUUCUUAAAGAAGGAUGGUAGAGCACAUGGUGUAAAGGGCACUCGUAACGGGUUAAUGCAGAGGAAGGGUGGAACUGCCAGUUUUGGACAGGUAAAGAGAUAUACAUUGGUUGAUUUACCUCAGGAUGCUAGACCUCUUUUAGUCUUUAUAAACACCAGGAGUGGAGGUCAGCAUGGAUCUUCUCUUCGGAGGAGGCUGAACAUGCUAUUGAAUCCUGUGCAGGUUUUCGAGCUGAGUGCCUCCAUGGGACCCGAGGUUGGGUUGGAGCUGUUUAGGAAUGUAUAUUACUUCAGAGUUUUAGUCUGUGGUGGAGAUGGCACUGUUGCAUGGGUCCUUGAUGCAAUUGAAAGGCUUAAAUUUGAAUCACCUCCCCCUGUUGCUAUUCUUCCCCUUGGCACGGGAAAUGAUUUGUCAAGGGUGCUGCAAUGGGGAAGAGGCUUCUCUAUGAUUGAUGGACAGGAUGGCUUGACCACAUUAUUGCAUGAUAUAAAUAAUGCUGCAGUUACGAUGGUAGAUCGCUGGAAAGUAGAUAUUAAAGGAGAAAAUUUUGAAGGUGAUCCAAGUAAAGUACAAUCCAAGUUCAUGAUGAACUAUUUAGGUAUUGGUUGUGAUGCAAAGGUUGCAUAUGAAUUUCAUAUGACUCGGGAAAUAAAUCCAGAGAAGUUUAGUAGUCAGUUUUUAAAUAAAUUGAGAUAUGCCAAAGAAGGUGCAAGAGAUAUAAUGGACAGAACUUGUGCUGACUUACCGUGGCAAGUUUGGCUUGAAGUUGAUGGGAAAGAUGUUGAUAUUCCAAAGGAUUCUGAGGGUUUAAUCGUGCUCAACAUUGGCAGCUACAUGGGUGGGGUAAAUCUUUGGCAAAAUGAAUUCGAGCAUGAUGAUAAUUUUAGUUUGCAGUCAAUGCAUGAUAAAGUUCUUGAAGUUGUAUGCGUAUGUGGAGCCUGGCACCUUGGAAAGCUUCAGGUUGGACUAUCACAAGCUAGGAGGCUAGCCCAAGGAAAAGUGAUAAGAAUACAUGCUUCGAGUCCUUUCCCAGUUCAAAUAGAUGGAGAGCCAUUUAUACAACAACCAGGUUGCUUAGAGAUAACACAUCAUGGGCAGGCGUUCAUGUUAAGGAGGGCUUCGGAGGAGCCUAGAGGUCAUGCAGCUGCAAUUAUGACCGAUGUCUUAGUAGAUGCCGAGUGCAAAGGCAUCAUCAAUGCGUCUCAAAAAAAUACGCUUUUGCAGCAGAUAGCUGUCCAGUUAUCUUGACCCCCACUGAUACACCUUGCCUGUCUCUUUAAGCUGACACUUAAAAUCAGUAACACAAUUCUUUUUCUUUUGUCCCACUUUCUAGGCUAACAUUAACUUGUCCCAUGCACUUUUUUUUUUUUUGUUUUUUUUUUUUUGUUUUUUUUUUUUUUUUGGUUUUCUCUUAGAUGCUUCUUAUGUAGGAGCAGUUUUUUUCUCAAAACCACAGGAAACGAGUGUACCAUGAGAGCUGUUUACAUAUAUAGGAGAGAUUGUAAAAAUAUGAAAUGAGAAGUAUAAAUACCAAAUGUUUUUGUCCAAUAGAAAUCCUAUCAUAUAGUUCAUACCUCAUUUCUCUAUGCCAUUUUGUCGGUAAUUGUUUGUAUUUUGUUCUUUUUUCUGCGGGUGUGUUUGAGUGGAUGCAUCAAUUCCGGUGUGAGAUCUAACAAUGUUAUAAAAGAUGUAUAUAUAAGAUAUGGUUUUCAUCCUUGUAUC